UCGACCUCUACAAAACUGGGUCUAUGAGUCUUGAGAGGGCCCUGCUGCAUGCAAGUAGCUCAUCGGCAUUUUCGGGGCCAAAGAGCAUGGAAGGAUUCGAGCAACUGAGCAUAGCAUUUCUAACAUGUCUGCAGUAUGAGAUGCAGUACAGCAUCAACCGACUGAAGGCAGAGAGUUUGGAUGAUGAGUCAUGCCACGCCUCCAAAAAUUCCCUCGACGUCAACAUCACCUCAUCCCCUCUCAAAUUCAGAACAUCCAAAAUGGCCGCCAUCAGGGGCGCCAGAGAAAAGUAUACCAAGUCGUUCUUUGGACCUCAGAGGAGCAUGGACAGCCAAGAAAACCUUGACUCCGCAUCGUUGGAGAUAAUGACUAAAAACCCGAUCAGGACGAACGAGAUCAUAGAGUUAUCCCACCUAUUCCUCAAAACUAGUCUUAUACACUUCAAAGAUGCAAAAGACAAAUUGUCGGCAUAUGAUCAACAUCUGUUUACAGAAACAUUUGAGAAAGUGUUGUCUUUAAUGUACCAGUUCCUCAAGCUCCGCAAAGUCGAACCCUUCUAUGAGACAGUAGCCUUCGGUUUGAUUCACAUAUUGGACAGUAUAUCUGACCUGGAUAGUGAUGAGCUCAUUAACUUCUCUUUCAAGACACUAGGAAAGUUGCUGGACUCCUCAGCCAAAGACAAGUUCCCCCAACGCAAGAACCCAUGUCUUCUUUUGCUGAACAAAAUGAAGACAUCCAAGGAUCCAAAACUGUGGAAACUGGGCGUGAUGUUUCUUGUUGACGAGGUGAGCAAGGAACGACUGAAAAUGGGGGGCUAUUCUAAUUCCCGUCCUCUCCCUGAUACCACAUACAGCGCCAUAGUUGUCAUCCUGUCCAAGUUACUGUCUUAUCUCGACAACGACCCUCAAAACAACACAGCACGGGAAGUGGUGUUGGAUUUGUUCUUCGACAGUAACAACAAGAACUCUGAGAGCCUCCUGAAUUGGUUCUUCGGAAACACUGUCGAAAGAUGCGCUAAGGACAAAAACAACCUGGACUGUGUGAGAUCUUAUUUUGGAAUUGCACUCUCUGUGAUGGAGAUGAUCUCUCAGUGCACACCUGAACAAACCAGAAGGUACCUGGAAAAAGACACCUCCAUCUCUCUGGACGUAGGCAACAGCAGUAGCAAGCCAUCCAACAGUAGCAACAUGACCACCUGCUGGGAGAUUGUGGAAACCCUGCUGCAGUUGGGAAGGAGAGUGCAGGAUGAGAAGAUAGGCGAUGUGUUGCAGAAACAGAAGAACAACAAACAACACAGCAGAAGUGGUGCCAAACUACUCAGUCUCGAGCGUAGACUUCCAGUGGUGAGUGACAGCAUGUUCGGGCGCAGACUGUUCGAGUCUGACGAAUAUCUCUUGUUCAAGGUCAAAGCUACCAGAGUGAUGCUCAACUUCAUCAAACAUCUGAUAGAUGCUACCAGCCAUGUGUCUCUUAAGCUGGACCAUCUGGGUGUAAUUGUGCUGGAGUCUAUCUCGCAGAAAUUCCUCCAACCCUGGAAGUUCGGCAGUGAGAACCCACUCAUUCAAGACCUCAUCUUCCCCAUCACUCAGCAGGACUUCGGAGACUUGCGAGUUACCGGAAUGCAGAUCUUUCAAAAGAUUUGGAGUUUGUGUGUCUCCGAAACUGCGAUAAAAUGCGAGACCCCUCAAACUCUCCCGGUGCGCAUCAUGGUUCCGAAGCAACUGAGUCGGGAGGAGCAGGACUUCAACCUCGUAGACUUCAUCAAUUUCUGCUGCUGUGACCUCGUGCGUCUCUCAGUGGCCAUGGAACCUUCCAUCACAAGGCCACUGUGUGGCGUAAUAACUGAGAUGAUAGCCGAGAAGCCAAAACUAUGUGAACAACAUGUCAUUUCAACUUUGAUCCAGUUCGACCUGCACAGAAAUCUGACCAAUUUAGCCUCUCGUGUUAAGAAAAACUUCUACGACAGGAUCAACUCGGAUGGGUUCGGGAGGGAGAAGAAACAGAACGUGGACGAGAUGAAGUCACGACUCAAGAUACUCCUGGAAAGACAACAACUCAACAUCCACAGCGGUGACGACAUGUCUCCUCGGUCCAGCUUCCUUGCAACUACUCUUCGACUCAGCUUCCUCAUUAAGUUCUACAGUGCCGAAGACCAAGUUCAGUACCGCAUGUUCCAAGACCUCUACUUGCGCCAGAUGAUCAAAGUGCUAGCCGAGUCAGACGUCGGCUCGGAAUCCGACAUGAACUUCUACAAAGCCGAGAUUGCCCAGUGUUACGUCAAACUAGCCGAACUGUCAGAGAAGAUGAAUCCAAAUUCGGGACAAGAUGAAGGAAUCGAGAAACUGGAACUUCUGGAACAAGCAGCGAUUCAUUUCCAUAAAUCAGGGCGCCUGGUGCAAGCUGAGAAGAUAUUCCAUGAGGUUGAGGAGGCCUACAGGUCCAAGUGGAUGCUGAAGAGACUCAAAGCCAUUCGGAGCAGUUUGGACGAACUGUACGAGUCAGUGAUUGACGGGGAUGCUGAGAACAAAAGCACACCAGUGGCUUCCGAGUGGUACUACUAUGUCAGACUAUACGGCACUCUACCCUCCGCUGUCAAGGACAAUGCGUUCAUCAUUCGGAUGCCGACUUCGGUCGAGGUGAGCGAGACAGCCCGCGAGAUCAGCCGCAUUUUCCCCAACAUCCAACGACAGAACAUCGGAUCCGACCCAGAAUCUCCCAACCUCAGUCCCGACAAGAAAUAUUUCCAGAUAUCUCUGACUGAGAUGAACAGCAUAGACGGCGCCAAAGAAAGUUUGAUGGUCAGACGGAGUCAGUUGAAGCACAGCAGGACCAACGAAUCAAUCAUUUAUGAUGCCGCCAAACUGUCUUCCUCCAAGUUCUACUCUAGUUUGAAGACGACGGGAGGGAACAGUGACUUUGACGAGACGACUACCUCUUACGGACACGUAAUGGCUUCUUUGUCCGCCAGAUCUGAGGCUUCCACAUUCAUGGUCAAGUGGGUCCAGCCACAUGACAACACUCUCGAGCAGAAGAUAGUAAAGUUGAUUCUGAAAGUGGAUCCUGCUUUCCCAUAUAUCUCUCCCUGGAACAUGGUCACUUCUUCAGAACAGAAGACAGAGUCUGGACUGGUGUUGGCCAUGGAUUUCCUGGCCGACUCGAUCCACAGUCUCAAAGUGGGGGUGGAGGAGGUGAGGAAGCACAGGAACAUAGAGAGACACAAGGGCGUCUUCAGGAGCAUCAUCUGCUCACCCGUGCAGGGAGGGGUGCAGAUGUAUUACGCGAUUGCAGACGAUGAUUACGUGUCCAAAUUUGACCCGAAGGAAGUGCAGAAGAUGAGAAAUAUGUGCUCAACACUUAUUGACAAGCUAGUGGACUUCAUGAGUGCCAUGAAGCCCCACUUUGUGAAUGACGAGAGCAUCUACAACGAGUACCUCUUCGACGCAAAGUGUCUUUUUAAACAUGCGUCGCUGCAGUUUGACGAGCAGAAGAGAGAAUUAGUCUACUGGCUCCUAUGUCAGAAACAGACCAUGCGCAGACUGGAUCUGACUCAAACUGAUUUACCCACAUUCGAGACGAAGGAUGCUGUGAAACAGCGGAAGCUCCUUCGAGGACUCGCGACAUAUCUGGAGGACCUGCUCAUCAAGGGAUUCGAGAACUUCGAUAGUCUUUCAAAGAUGUGCAGCGGCGUGAAGAGUUCUUACAACCCAAUGGGGUGUCCAUCGCAAACGAGCGACGAACUACUGUGGGACAGUAUCAUAGUCAUUCUCUCCAGAUUCGAUACACAAACUAGACAAAUUGGAGAUAUCACUCCCUUCACUGCAGCUUUCAGCGACGUCUAUCUCAAAAGACUGGAAUUCGAACACGAAAACACAAAGCAAACCAUCCUGGACAAUCUCAACACAAUCAAAACAAACUUAAAACUGUUCGAAUGACGUCCGUUCUUCAUUAAAAACAUUUAUAUUUAUACUACUUUCUGAACUAUCACAUAUAAUUUAUCAGUUUUUGAAAAAUAGUCAUUUUCUUCAAUUGAUUUAA
Molecule: messenger RNA, 4035 nt
Organism: Symsagittifera roscoffensis
Lineage: Eukaryota; Metazoa; Xenacoelomorpha; Acoela; Convolutidae
Exons: 27
Coding region: 24-3932 (1302 amino acids)
Source: RefSeq, a predicted model, not a curated record